Molecule: messenger RNA, 1603 nt
Organism: Saprolegnia diclina VS20
Lineage: Eukaryota; Oomycota; Saprolegniomycetes; Saprolegniales; Saprolegniaceae
Exons: 1
Coding region: 152-1147 (331 amino acids)
Molecular function (GO): protein binding
Source: RefSeq, a predicted model, not a curated record
CGACAGCCGUGGUUGCUGGCAGUAAACGGCUGUCACGUCGCCUUCGAUUCGAAGACAGAAUCUUUUGCGUGUCAACAUCGAGUGUUGAUUAAACAAUUCGCGCGGCCUUUCCAGCACCCAAUCGGGCAUUUGCGAUCUCACCACCCGAGCAAUGCAGCAGCGCGUCCUCACGAGCCGCGACCUCAUGGCCACGAUCUUUGCGUACCAAGCGGGCUACGACGGCUUGUGCCAGACGCUGCCAGCCAAGUGGAUGACGUCCGCUGCGAGCAUUGAAGCCGCGCUGAGCACGACCACGGGCAGCGGCAUCCGCGACUUUCUCGGCUUCAUCGACACAUCCGUCCACGCCGUCAUGCGUGCAUGGCACGCCCGACAUGGCCCGCGCGGCCUCCUACGACUCGCCGCCUGCCGCCACCCGAUCGUGCCCAUUCUGCUCGACGAAGCGCUCGCGACGGGUCACUACGACCGGUGGCUGUUGCUCGUGACCGCGCAGCCAACGUUCCUUCCGAUUUCGCAUGUCACGUGGCACGACGCCGGCUUUGCCAGUACGUGGCGGCGCUCGACGCUCGACGUGGCGGUCGUUCGCGGGUCGCUGCCGUUUGUGCGCUUCUUGCACUUGCACGGCGUCGUCGGUUCGUGGUGGGUCCUCGACUGGGCCGCCGAGCACGGCCAGCUCGACAUCCUGCGCUACUUGCACGCGACCGGUCGGUACUUUUGCACGCCGCGCGCCAUGGACCUUGCCGCGCACAAUGGUCACUUGGAGGUCGUCAAGUUCCUCCACUACUUUCGCCGCGAGGGUGGCAGCACGUGGGCGAUCGACUGGGCUGCGAAGAACGGCCACCUCGACAUUGUCGAGUUUCUACAUCGGAAGCGCGAUGAAGGCUGCACGGUCGACGCGCUCACGGGCGCUGCGGCCGGCGGCCACCUCGCUGUCGUCCAGUUCCUCUUUGCGUACCGCCACGAAGGCGACGUCACCGCAGCGCUCGAAGCCGCGGCCAGUCACGGCCACCUCCACGUUGUGCAGUUUCUCUGCGACUGCGUCGGCGGCGCACCGCGCUCUGUGCGGCAGCAAGCCCGCGCCCACCACCAAUGGGCGGUCCUAACUUAUCUCGGCCACCAGCGCGAAGUGCGUGACUGCUCGUAUGCGUAAUCUAUUGUAUUGAUACACACCGUGUUUAUGCAGCAGCGCGCGCGACGCCGUGUUGAGGUCAACACGCACGGUCGGCUACAAGACACGCGCCAGUGGAGCCCAAGUGUCUCGGUCGCGUCAACGGUGUCGCGGGCUCGCGGAAGCGCCUGCCUCCUUCCUGCCAGCGGUCACGUCGGCGCGGGCUUCAACGACCGACCUCUCCUUCGUUCAAACAGCUGCAAGGACUUCUUGAGCUAAUACCUUAAAACCUGACUGCUCUGUCAAUGUCACUGUUUGGCUCUACGACGGCCAGCUACGAUGGCCUGGCACAGGGUGGGGACUCCUACCAAGGCCACAACUACCUCAAAUACCCUCGACCACAAACUCCCUCGACCGUAGCGAGGCCAAGAUACCGCUUCAAAACAUCGACAAGAGGACGUAGAACUAGCGCGGUUAAUGCUCGGUAUGGUUGUUGCA